This is a messenger RNA of Agrilus planipennis (emerald ash borer), 3195 nucleotides long. RefSeq lists its product as uncharacterized. Gene Ontology annotation, cellular component: nucleus. NCBI's taxonomy places the organism in Eukaryota, Metazoa, Arthropoda, Insecta, Coleoptera, Buprestidae. The transcript is spliced from 16 exons. The record is from RefSeq and is a predicted model, not a curated record. Gene Ontology annotation, molecular function: RNA binding; protein binding. Bases 131 to 3103 code for a protein of 990 amino acids. Gene Ontology annotation, biological process: poly(A)+ mRNA export from nucleus.
AUGAAUUUAGGUUAUAAACAAAUAAAUGAUAAGGAGCCAUAUAAGAAGUCGUUAAAAUACGUAGAGGUUUUUAAAAAUUAAGAUAAAAUUACUAAUUAUUUAGUUGAACUAACUUUACCACAAAGCAAUUAUGGGAACUGCUGUUUUAAAUGAAGUUGACAUUACAGCAACUCACCUAGAUAAAUACAAGAGACUUAUUGAAAGCACAAAACACUGGCAUAAGUUUAUUAUAACUAACUCAGCAAGUAUAGAUAGAAAUAUCCUACUGGAUUCUGUUUUACGCACUGUAUUUCCGAAUGAGUUACUGCCUCUGCAUUUUAAAAAGGAGUAUAUAAACAGUCAUUUUUUAGCAAGAAAUUGCAAAAAUGCUAUAGAAGAGUUAUACAAUAAAGGACUAGUCAUCCCAGAUCCAGUUCAUGGAGGAAUGCUUAAUGUGACAAUUAUUUUGGGUUUUAAAAGGUUGUCUGAUUUAGACUUUAAUUACUAUGAGAAUAUCACAAUGGUGAUUCAUAAAAGGUAUAGUAAGGUUGAUGGUACACUAAAUUUAUCAAGAUUUCAUGAGGAUCAUGAGUUAACAGAGUAUUUCCCUUUAUUCCAACCAAGUAUUUUAGAGGGUGUAUUAAGGAUAUGCAAGGGCAUUAACAUAAAAAAUUUAAAUUUAUCUGAAAAUAGAAUAAGCCAAUUGAAAUCCCUUCUAUCAAUUUGUAAAUAUAUGGAUAUUAAAAAAUUGGAUUUGAGUAAAAACAUGAUUAAUACAUUUGAGGAAUUACAAGUAUUAAGGAACUUUAGUAGUAUAGAAGAAAUAAUUUUAAAGGAUAAUCCUUUUUGUGCACAGUACGAUGAGUACAGUUACGUGAAAGCAGUAUUAACUGUACUACCAAACUUAAAGAAACUGGACUUUCUAAGAGUUCAAAAAGAUGAUUUGUUAUCCUUUAAAAAAAAUUAUUUGUGUUGCCCCGAGGGCCACGAUUUUGUUGAUCAGUUUUUAGAUCAUUUUUUUAUUUUAUAUGACAAGCAAAGAUCAUCUUUGAGAGACAUGUAUCACUUAGGCGCCACACUUACAAUUUCUUGCCAUUACAACAAAAAUAAAGAAAAAUAUGAAGAUGCAGAUUUAGAAUGCUACACAAGUUUUGCAAGAAAUUUGAAAACCCUUUCAGGCAUUACAAAUAGUUAUGAUAAUAUGUUUGUGGGUUGUGAUAAUAUUAUGGCAGUUCUUUGUCAGUUACCUCCCACAAAUCACGACCCUUGCUCAUUUACCGUUGAUUUGGUUUCGUUUAACUACAACUUUGCAAUGGUAAUGGUAACAGGCAUUUUUCAAGAGAUCGGUGGACAAAUUUUAGGUUUUAAUAGAACUUUUGUAUUAGUUUCAACAGACGGAGUUCAAUAUUUUAUAAUUAAUGAUAAACUACAUAUUAAUCAAGCAACAGUGAAGCAAUAUCUUAAUGCUUUUGAAGAAGUAUCACUUAGUAAUGUUAGUGCUGUAUCAGACAUAACGUCAAUGAAUAUGCAAUGGUCCAAAAAAUGUUUAAAGGAUUGCAAUGGCGAUUUAAAAACAGCUCUCAUUACGUUUAAUGAGCUUUUUCAAAUAGAUGAGAUUCCAAAACAAGCAUUUGAUAGGAGUUUAUUUUCGAUUGAUUCCAUUGAAUUUAAUUUCAAAAAUAAGUUAGAUAUUGCGAAAAAACCAUUAAAGACUAGCAUUAGCAUAUUCCAAUCAAUAGACUAUACACCCAACGACUUUGUAUGCAGUAAGGACCAGAAGUCUAAGGAUAAGGAAUUCUAUCUCAUUUCCUCAAAUAAUCGAAAUAAAAAAAUACAAUUAAUAGACGAUUUACAAAAGCAAAAUGACACUUUUAAAUUGGCUAGAAAGAAUUUGGAUUUUAAAAUGAAACAAGUAAACGAUGCCAAAAGAGCUGUGUACAUUAGCAAUAACGAGGAUAAGGAUAUACCAAGACAUCAGGGAAUUUAUUCUCCAAAUCCAUCUGAAAAGAACACUAAUUUAAAUGACAAAUACAUAACACCAUUUGAGCAACAGAAAGUAAACUCGCAAAAAUUGAAUCAGACUGUAGAAGGCUUAAAAAUGAAAAACAGGAAUGAGUUAGUGGAUCAUAAUUUUGAUUUUGAAUGUUAUAAUGAGAGUGGCAAUGAUAAAGAUUUUAACCAGAAAAAUGUAAAUCCAAGACCUUAUGCCAAAAAGUCAGUUCCCAAAAACCAAAAUUUCUUACCUAAAUAUACAAACAUUUCCUAUUUUAAGAAUGUGAACAAAUCUAUGUUUGUAAAAAGUGAUGUUAAUAAUAUAAAAGUUACACAGAUAAAUCAAAACCUGCAGACACAAAAGAAAUUUGCUAGAAAUGUGAAAACCCUAUCGACACUUGCCAAAGCAGCUUAUAGAAAGCUGCAGAGAAGAUUGGUAGGUACAGAUUGGAAAAAAAACUAUGCAGUUGACCAUUCUAAUUCAGUUGAGCGCUAUCGCUCUAGGACAACCUUUAGACUAAGUUAUCUAGCAUAUUCUGUAUAUGUGAAUUUAGUACACAAAACACGAGAUAGAGUGGGAAGAAUUUUCAACAUUAGUUUUAACGACCUGUAUCUGAUUUAUAAAAAUUUUAUUCGCCAACCUUACGGUAAUAGUAUACAAUUCGAAAAUCACGAAAGGAUACAAUUUUUUGGUGUUGCGAAUACAUCUGUUUCAUCACAAGCUAAUGUACGCCUUUUUUCCACUAAUAGCGUAAACUCGAUUUUGAGCAGAGAAACUAAAAUAGUUCCAGUAUCAUUACCCUCUUGUUUGUAUGGAAAUAUUACUGGAUCAGUGCAAAAUUCUUUUGUCAGAACUAGCAGAAAAAAAGAACGCAUAAGGCAAGGCCGUAAGCGAAGAUCUUUAUUUCGUCAGACUGAAAGAUUGAAAAAAUUGAAAGAAAGUGAGAGCAACUCCAACUAUAAAAUAAUUAAUAAUGAAGUUUGGGUACAACAAGGACCACUUACUUGUAACAAGUACACGGAACUAUAUUCCUCAUGGAGUUCUAAAGAAAAACAAAGCGCAAAAUCAUCGCAAUCGAAGAAGAGCGAAGAGAAGAGAAGAAAGAAGAGCUACCCUGUAAAAUAUGCGUGAAAUACUAACUAAGGCUGGACAGUAAUUUAUAUACCUACUUACAUUUGUUAAAUAAAUAUGUAAUUGUCACAAAAUACUUAAAUAAAUAGAUU